Diabrotica balteata is the source of this 231-nucleotide messenger RNA. NCBI's taxonomy places the organism in Eukaryota, Metazoa, Arthropoda, Insecta, Coleoptera, Chrysomelidae. The record is from the annotation of a GenBank genome assembly.
AUGCUCACAUAUGAAGAAAUUGUGAGGGUCAUUCAAAAUGACCAAACUGAAGAGGAGGACGUCGAUGGUGAAAUACCUGCUUCAAAAACUUCUGCUGCAAAAGCUGUUAAAGCUCUGAACACGGCCAUCCGUUGGACAAAAGACAACCUCAAGGGCAGCGAGGAGAUUUUAAUGCUGAAGCGUAUAAGAGAUAGAGCUUUAAUCAGCACGUCAAAACUGGCUCCCAAAUAA